AUGGAUGUACCUGUUCAGGAUACGGUCGUUGAAGCGAUCAAAACCGAGGAACCUACUAUGUCUGAUACAUUAUCAUCGUAUCUACCUAGAGUGGACCAAUUUUAUAUCCCAGAAUGGUUAACAAUGCAAUUUAUUGCAAAUAAUUUAAUAUCGUUUACACCAUUAUUCUCAUAUGGUUCCACAGUAAUUAGUAUUGAACGAAGCCAAACCGCUCUUGGAUUUUCUAUUGAUAUAUGUGCUACUAUGAUGAUUGCAAGUAUACUAAGAAUAUCAUAUUAUUUAAUUACGCCGUAUGAGAUCACAUUAUUACGUCAAUCAAUAGUGAUGAUAUUAAUUCAAUUAGUAUUAUUACACACAAGUUUAAAAUAUAGGCCUGAAGAAUAUAAAUAUCAUAAUUUAAAAGAUGUUGAAUCAAUGAAUGUUUUAUUACAUGAGAUAUGGUUAGAAUUUUUUGAUUCAAAUGAUAUGCUACAAUAUAGUAAUAAUAAACCACAACAAUUAAUUAAUAAUUUAAAGACAUUAUCAUUUAAAAAAUUAUCUUUAUUUAGUUAUAAAGUCAUAUUAGCCUGUGUUUAUAAAUUUCUUAAAUUUUUUGAUCCAGGUUAUAAACGUGUAUUUGCAUUUUGGCAAUGGGCAGAUAAAAAGACAUAUUGGAAAUUUCUUGCAAGUUUUGCAACUUUUCAAAUUUUAUUAACUGUAUUAAUAUCAAAAGUAUUAAAUUGGGAAGAAUUAGCACAAUUAUUAGGUUCGAUUAUCGGUUCAUUAGGAUUAUUAGUUGAAUCAUUAUUACCAUUACCACAAAUUGCAAUUUUAUAUACUUUAAAAUCUAUUCAAGGUUUUAAAUUAAUUCUUUUAGUCAGUUGGCUCUGUGGUGAUACAUUAAAGAUUACAUAUUUAGUCUUUGGUGCUAAGAAUAUUUCAAUUUUAUUUUUCUUAUUUGCAUUUUUUCAAAUGUCAUUAGAUUUUUACAUUGCAGGUCAAUAUAUUUAUUAUAAAUUUUAUUAUCCAAAACUUCGUAAUGAAGUUGGAUUUCAUGAUCAAGAAAUUGAAAUGACAGAUUUUGUUAAGGAUCAAAUUCUUGAACCUGUCAAUACGGACAAUGAUGAUUCUUCAAGAGAUGAUUUAGAUAUACAGCCAGGUCAUUCUCAUGCUCGUCAACCACAAACUUUCCAAUAA
Maudiozyma saulgeensis is the source of this 1176-nucleotide messenger RNA. NCBI's taxonomy places the organism in Eukaryota, Fungi, Ascomycota, Saccharomycetes, Saccharomycetales, Saccharomycetaceae. The record is from the annotation of a GenBank genome assembly.